Messenger RNA from Pocillopora verrucosa, 2009 nucleotides. Its product is annotated as dual specificity mitogen-activated protein kinase kinase 5-like. Gene Ontology annotation, biological process: MAPK cascade; protein phosphorylation. The record is from RefSeq and is a predicted model, not a curated record. Gene Ontology annotation, molecular function: MAP kinase kinase activity; protein binding; ATP binding. NCBI's taxonomy places the organism in Eukaryota, Metazoa, Cnidaria, Anthozoa, Scleractinia, Pocilloporidae.
CCCUUCACUUUUCUGCAUGAUGGACAAGGCAGCUAGAAAGUUCUUGAAAUGAAAUGACUCUUUCGCCUUAUGUCCUUGUCACCUUCGCUGGUGAUGCGCAUUGUUCCUGAUGAAGGGGAAGCUGUAGACUGGACAGCUAAUCACAAUAUUAUUUUUCGAGAUGUGUUGGAGGCGAUAUCUCAGGUGAUGCCUCAUGCUACAGCCACUGCAUUUGAAUAUGAAGAUGAAGAAGGAGAUAGAAUCACUGUUAGGGGUGAUGAAGAACUUCAGGCCAUGAUCAAUGGGCACAUGUGGAUGAACUGUGAAAGGCAGAGAAGAGGAGUACCACUGGAGCCAUUAAUGGUUUAUCCAAAAGCUUGUAGAACUUCAAGAAGGAGGAAUUUUUGUGGACUGACUGUUAACACAAAGGCAGCUCCAGUAAACAAUGCCAUGCCAACUAAUGCUAGUCUCCCUUCAGAAAGCUCACACAAACCAGAGAGGGGGGACAUAAGGAUUAUCUUAGCAAAUGGUCAGGUAUCUCACACUGACAUACAGCAUCUAGACAUUUUGGGCCAUGGAAAUGGAGGAACAGUUUAUAGGGCAUUACACACAAGCACAAGCAGAAUUAUUGCAGUUAAGGUGAUUCCUUUAGAUGUAACUCCUGAUGUACAGAAACAGAUCAUUUCUGAAUUGGAAAUACUUUUUCAGUGCUCUUCACCAUUCAUUAUUGAAUUCUAUGGAGCAUUUUUUGUUGAAAAUAGGAUAUCAAUUUGUACAGAAUAUAUGGAUGGCGGUUCUCUUGACCAGUAUGGCUGGAUUCCUGAACCAGUUCUGGGAAGAAUUGCAGUUUCAGUGGUCAAAGGACUCCUUUAUUUGUGGGAGCUAAAAAUUAUGCACAGAGAUGUGAAACCCUCUAAUAUUUUGGUGAGCACAAGAGGUCAAGUGAAAUUAUGUGACUUUGGUGUCAGUCGACAGCUGGUCAAUUCAAUUGCAACAACUUAUGUUGGAACUCAUGCUUACAUGGCGCCCGAACGCAUACAAGGAGAUGAAUACAGCAUUCGAUCGGAGCUCUGGAGUCUUGGCGUGUCUCUUCUUGAGAUGGCUUUGGGAAGGUUUCCUUACCCAACGGAGAGUCAUGGAGGCGCCGAAACGUUUCUGCCAAUAGCGUUACUUCAAUGCAUCGUUCACGAGAACCCGCCACGGCUACCUGAGGAUAAAUUCUCACCAGCUUUUGUGGAUUUCGUGUCUCAAUGCAUGCAGAAAAAUCCCAUAUCGAGAUUGACUCCAGAAGCGGUUUUGGCUCAUCCUUUCAUUGCAUCAAAUGAUGAUGGUAAUGUGGAUAUGAUAUCUAUGUGGGUUUGUCGCCAGCUGGAACAGAGACGGUCAUGCGCACAGAGUAUGGACUCACCUAAUUCCGAAUCAUCCUGAUUACAUCCACACCACUUGGCUUUAUGUAUAAAAAUAUACAUUAUUUUCUAGUUUAUUUUCUAAGGAAAUACGUUUUGAAAAAACGAUAAAUCUUUGGUUACCACGAUUAGGAACUGCUUUGUCGCACCGAGACUCCAACGCAAGAAACACGUUGCCAAUGGUUCCCAGACGAAAGCGGCCAUGAUCAGUGAUCGUGUUUUUUGGUUCUGUUCAUCACUAUUUUUGGUGCAGUUCUUCACUGUUUACUCUCGUCUUCGUCUUGUAAAUAGUCAAUUAUGAAGAUAAGGGAAGCCGUCAAAGUGUACAAAGAAUAACUUUUAUUCGGCAGAUAAAUGAGCUCUUAAACCAGUCUGUGUGCGAACAGUGUUCAUGAAGUGGAGCUCUCAAAAACUAGUACGUUUUGAAGAACCAAUAAUGCCCGUUUACGCUGUUAAUUGUUAUUUUGACAGUGAAAUCAAUUUUACUUUAAAAUUUGAUUUUCUCCAGACUAAGAGUGGUAUGAAUGAUUAGCUUUUAGACGAAAUUUGAAGUUAUCCUUACAAUUAAAGAAUGCGUAGAACAGUACGUGUAGGUGAAUCAUAUUAAGAGGAGAUGACUGGGGU